Prorocentrum cordatum is the source of this 3441-nucleotide messenger RNA. The record is from the annotation of a GenBank genome assembly. Lineage: Eukaryota; Dinophyceae; Prorocentrales; Prorocentraceae.
AUGCCGGCGCCGCGGCAGCAGGUCACCUACAAGCAGGCGCUGCUGGGCCCGACCAAGCGGGAGGCAGCCAUGCAAAAGAAGCUGGACGCCAUGCGAGAGGAGCUCAGGGCCCUCAAGGAUGGCAACCAGGAGAAGCCCGCGAACGAGGAGCCGCAGGAGAAGGACAGCGCGAAACCGCCUGCGGUGCAGCUCAAGCAGGCGCGCUACGCCAGGGAGAAGCUCGAGAAGGAGACCGAGUCCUUGGCCAACGACGUCAGCUGGUUCGAGAAGAGGCUGGAGGAGGCCAAAGCGAGGCUCGAGAAGAAGCAGGCGCAGCUGCAGAUCGCCAGGGCCAAGGAGCAGGAACUCAAGGUGCAGGACUUCGGGGCCAGGGAGUCACCGGCCUUCCUCACGGCCAUGCAGAAGCAGUUCGAGGGCGCGGUCGACGGCACCGGCAUCAGCAAGCAGGAGUACGAGCAGGUCUUCACGGUGCUGGGUAAGGUCCUGGCGAAUGACAAGCAGGAGGACAUGUACAUGGAUGUUGAGAGUCCUGCCUGGCCGAGCACGCAGCCAAGAGGCAGAAGCGUUCCUGACAAGCGCGUCAGGAAGCCCAAGCAUGACACGGCCACGCUGUGGACGUACAGUGGCUCGGGCUGGGGCACGAUCAAGGACGAUCUCAUGGAGGAUAUGCAGGGGCUGCAGUGCUGCGCAGUGCAGGGGCGCCACCUGGCCACGGACAAGCUGGCGGUGGCCACGCAGAGCAUGAAGAUGCAGGGGUACCACAUGGGCAGGCACAUCGGCCUGGGUGGCGCUUGCGGUGCCGAAGAGAGUGGCAUGGCCUACUUGUGCGGCAAGGGCGACUGGGGCAUCUCGCCGAAUGCCAGCCCAGGUAGGACUGCGGCGGCGUGGCUGUCGAUCGGGAAGGGCGUGGUGCUCGCCGCCGUGUACUCGUGGACGGCGGAGGGCGUGGCGUACAGGAACACGCAGCUCAUCGCGCACGUGAUUGGGAAGCUGCAGAGCCUGGGGGUGCCGUGGGUCAUUGAGGCCGGGCUAACGAUCAAGCUCAAGUUCGUGGGGCGCAUGGCCAGGGUGCUGGAAAAAAAAGCCCAGGGCGCCACCAGAGGUGCAGAUAGGGCGCGCGCGCCCGCGCCCCCGAGCUACGAGCGCGCGCAGGAGUUCAAGACGCAAGAGCAGGCAAAUGUGGCGUGGACCAAGUGCAUGCGGGUUCUGGAGCAGGAGGCUUUCCAGGACAGAGGUAUGCAGUGCGCGGAGGACGACCCGCGCGCGGGGCGAGCAGAGGGGCCGAAGUGGAGGAUCAAACCGUUCAAUUUUGGUGGCGAGAACGUUCCCGCGGCAGCGAGGGAGGCAACGUGGUGGCGGCGGCUAACGCGGCCCCUGCAUGGACUGCAAGGCACGCACCUGCGGUGGGGGAAAGCGAAGGAGCAGGACAUGGUGCAGAAGAGGUGCCGCGAGAUGAGAAGCCGGGAAAAGUGGUUCCAGGUCAGGCCCAGGCGCAUGACGUACAUCCGCGUCGAGGAGCAGGGUAUCUGGCAGGCGCGGCGUGGCGUGAUGCCAGCUGGGCAGCGGCGAGGAGGGGGUGAGGGGGCGAACUUCCAGAGCUGGAUGCAGGAGGCGGAGAGCAAGAUGAAGGCGGUAGACCAGAGGCUGCUGCGAGAGAGGAAGGCGAAGUGGGCUGAUAAGCUGGAGAUAGUGGCGGCUGAGUACACCUUGGAGGAGUGGAAGGUCGUCUGGAGGGUAGGCGAGAAGAUGCAGGAGGGGCCGAGGCCAUGGGAGCAGGGGCCGAGGCAGGAGCUCGAAGACAUCAAGGAGGAGGAUACCGACAGGCCGAAGGAGGUGGCGCGCACCUUCAGGAGACGCGCGGGCCUUGGAGUGGACCGAUGGCGUCCUUCCGUGCUGCAGGGCGCGUGCGAAGAGGCCUGCAGCAGAUUGCUGGACAUCCUCAGGGUGGUGGAGUGCGCCUUGAUCUGGCCGGUCCACAUGGCCACGGUCCUCUUCUGCAUAGCCCCGAAUGCCUUCACCACCGACAGGGUGAUUGGGUUGCUGCCGACCAUCCGCGCGUGGGAGAUCAUGAGAGAGCCGUGCGUGAUCAAGUGGGCGAAGGAGCACCAGAGGAGCCGGGGCUGCACUAGCCACGAGAAGGCAGCAGAGGACGCCGCGUGGGAUGUACUACUGAGCCACGAGAUGGACAAUCCCGACAACGAGAGUGAGGAGUCGGAGGCCACGAUCACCGCGGUGCUGGACAUGGGCAAGGCUUUCGAAAAGGUGAGCUUGCACGUUCUGUCGGAGGCGGGCAAGCAGUUUGACUUCAACGCGGGAGUGCUAGCGGUGGUGUGUUCGUACUUCGCGAUAGCGAGGAGGCUCAUAGCGGGGGAUUCAGUGUCGAGCGAGACCAGCACGGCGGCCGCGAUCAUAGCUGGAAGCAAGUUUUCGGUGUGCUUCCUGAAGAUGGUCAUCCAGUCGGCGGUCGAUGGCUUAGUGGCGGAGAGGACGGUGGCGAAGGACAUUGCGCGCAGAGGGCUACCAGUAGUGAGAGCCCGCCCGUGCCUCGGCGUGGACCUCGUCGCGCACGGGGCGGUGGUGAAGGCGAAGAGUGGGAAGCGGUGCAUGGGCGUGCUCGGCAGGGGCAGGCGGCUGGCGAACCUGAAAGGGGGAGGCCGCAAGGUGGCCAAUGGGACUACGCUGGCUUUCAAGCGCGGCUUGAAGAGGUCGGUGCUGUGCGGGUGCAAGUGCAUUGGGAUGCCAGAUCAUCAGCUUCGGCAGCUGCGACGCGAAGCAGGACGAUCACUACCGGGAGGACGGGGAGCCAAGAGCCUGACGCUGCAGUUGGCACUGGCAGGUGAGGAACCCACACUUGAGGUCACGGAGGCGUCCAUCAUCCGCUGGGCGAGGGAGGUCUGGCAAACAGCGCAGGCCAAGGAGGUGAACCAGCAGUGGGGCAGCGCGGAGUCCAUGAUGGUGAAGGUGUGGAGGCGACAGCAGCAAGAGGUCGGGAUGAAGCCGGUGUGGGCGCAGGUGCGAGGGCCAGCAGGAGCAGUUAUCAUGUCUUUGAUGCGCGCGCAGUGGUCAUGGCCAGCCUGGCGCACGGUCAUCGCCAAGACAGGCUGCGCCCUGGACGUGCGGGAGGCGCGCCCUAUGGACGUGGCGGCGAUGCUACGAAACGACGACGUGCAGCAGCAGCUGUGGGAGGCCUGGACCAAGGAGGAGGAGCGCGCGUGCUUGCGGCCUGCGCCGGUGGUUGUGCCUGCGGUGGCACAGCUGAAGGCGCGCGAUUUCCCCGGGCACGCCAAGAAUGCAGUGAAGAAAGCUUGCGUGAGCCGGAGCUGGACAAUGGGCAAGCUGGGCCAGUGCAGCAUUGCGCCGGCAGACAUAUGCUCGGCGUGUGGCUUGGCGGAGGGUGCUUCACAUCACAGGUGUAAGUGCACGGCCUUGCGGGAGCUGUGA